Chara braunii is the source of this 2581-nucleotide messenger RNA. The record is from the annotation of a GenBank genome assembly. NCBI's taxonomy places the organism in Eukaryota, Viridiplantae, Streptophyta, Charophyceae, Charales, Characeae.
UUCAUUCACCCACGCGUGGUGAAGGAAGCCCGCUUACCCACGACAGGGUCUCCGACUCCCAUCUCCGUCACCCUGGGGGAUGCCAAGACCCAGCGCUUCUUCGAUCAGACGGUCACCGAUCUUCCUUUCUUCCUCACUCUUGGAUCGUCCCCCGGCGUCUCGUCGCCACCGCUCCUCUACACAUUUCGAUGCGAUGGAGACGGGGUACGACUUCAUUCUCGGCACUCCGUGGUCUCGUCAGUUCCGCAGCACCGAGGUCAAUUGGGUGACCAACACUCUCGUUCUCAAAACGAAGUGUGGACAAACGUAUCCCGUACCUUUCAUAGGUACCACCGCGACACCACGCCCCGAUCCUCCUCCCCUGGAGCCUUCCGUGCGCACACUAUCUCCUACGGUCACUGUCACCUCACCUCGGCAGUUUGCUCACUUCAUCCGACAGGACGACGUCACCUUCUUUAUGGUGAACGUUACGAAUCUCUUACACUAUGAUCCACCCUGUCCCGACGCCGAGCUCAUCCCUCUGGAGCCAGAUCCUCCUUCUAUCUCCAUGGCUCCCAUMUCUACUUCCCACCCUCCACCGUCCGUCGAGUCCACCCCACCAUCGCGCGCUGACGCUGACGCUAAGGAACUCGCACGAUAUACGACUGACCUGGAGCCCGCAGUUCCUAACCUCAUUCGAGAGUACCACGACGUUUUCCCAUCGUCGUUCUCGUACGCCGACAUCCCACCGAUGCGCGACGCUCGCUGGUGGCGCAACCUAUCGGAGUUUAGUUUCACCACUAAGCACAUCAUGGGUGAGACUAAUCGGGUCGCAGAUCCCUUAUCCCGACGCCCUGACCACGAUCAGGAGCAGAUCCAUCUCGCUUCCAUCUCGGUCACCUCCGUCCACCACUCGGUGAUCGACGAGUUUCGCACUCAGUACCGCCACUGCCCCGACUAUCGCGACAUCUACGCGAUCCUUCGGAGUGGCAAAACCGUCCCGAACUACUCUCUCGGGGACCACUGUUUUGUGUACUGGCACGGUUCACAGGGCACCAGAGAGCCCCGUAUUUGCGUUCCCUCCACUGGACAGCUACGUGUCCGGGCAGUAGCAGAGUUCCAUGACGAGGCAUCCGCUGAUCAUAUGGGCUUCCACAAGAUGUUGGCUCAUCUGAGCCGCCUGUACGUCUGGCCGAAGCGCAAGAACUUUGUGAAGGACUACGUCGCAAAGUGUCCCACCUGUCAGGAGGUGAACAAUGCGAACCACUUGCCUUAUGAUUUUCUCCAGCCUCUUCCUAUCCCUGAGGGUCGUUGGCAGUCCAUCUCGAUGGACUUUAUCGGUCCUCUUCAUCCUCUGACCCCCCGCGGUCAUGAUGCUAUCCUGGUCGUCGUCGACCACUUCACAAAGCGUGCACACUUUGUUCUUUGCCAGUAUGCCAUCAGUGCACAUGAGGUCGCCGACAUCGUGUUUGACCAAGUCGUGCGUGACCAUGGCUUACCUCUGAGCAUCAUAUCCGACCAUGACCCAUGCUUUACCAGCCGAUUCUGGCGACGGCUCCACGAGGUUUACGGUACCCAGCUCCGCUUCUCCUCGUCUUACCAUCCCCAGACUAAGAAGAGGUUAACAAAGACUCUCGGAGAUAUUCUCCGAAAGAUUGUUCGUGACGACCAGCAGUGGGAUCUCCAUCUUGCCCACGCGGAGAUAGCCUACAACCACGCCGUCUCGCCAACCACGGGGAUGUCGCCUUACUAUUGCGACCUCGACUAUCACCCCCGUGUUCCCGUGAACUUCCUUCGACCGUCACAGAUGCACCCCGAAACGAAUUGUCCCGCGCUGGAUGAUUGGGUUGCACACAUGACGUCGAUUAUGAAAACCGCACAUGAGCACAUAGCCGCUUCCCAGACUCGCAUGGCAGCACGUGCGAACCGAUCGAGGAUGGAUCAUUCAUUCAAAGUCGGUGAUGAUCUUCUUAUCGACGCUCGCCACUUACAGCUCAAAGCGGACACGCUUCGCAAGUUUCAACAUCGCUUCUUUGGCCCAUGCCGCAUCCUCCAGGUUGUCGGUUUUGAUACGGCAUAUAGCCCGUUCAGCUUCCGUGUGAAGCUGCCCGACUACCUACGCCAGACUCGUGUGCACGAUGUCUACCACGUCUCGUUACUGCGUCCCUACCGCAGACCGUCCAGGCGUUUCGCUGGACGACCAUACGAGCGCCCUCCACCCAUCAUGGUGGACGGCCACGAGGAGUUUCUCGUUUCAGACAUCGUUGGUUACCGAGUCACCGACGACAACCCUCCUCACGUUGAGUAUCUCGUACGUUGGAAGGGUUACGCUGAUGAGGAGGCUACUUGGGAGCCCCUCGAACACUUGCAGCACGCUCGCAUGUUGGUGCGUGCUUAUGAUCGUGCUCGUCGUGUUGGGUUGACUGCUCCUCCUCAGCCCACUGACCCUCCUCUUUCUCCCUCGGCUGAGGAGACCGCUGAAGUCGAGCUUGCUCCAUCUGAGGCAGACCUUCAGCAGCAGUCGGAUGCUUCUGAGCGUCCACAGCGCACUCGUCGUCGUCCUGCUCGAUACGACGAUUGACUCUGACUUACCUUCCCACGU